GCCUUUGCACCUCGCUAUUAUCCACGAGCAGACGGCUGUGAUCAAGCAGCUGAUCGAGGUCAUUGCUAGCAUCCCCAGCCAGCAGAUCAUCAACAUCUCCAACAACCUGAAGCAGACGCCGCUGCAUCUGGCAGUCAUCACCAAGCAGCCUCAAGUGGUCCAGCUCCUGCUGCAAGCCCGCGCCGACCCCACCUUGCUGGACCGCUAUGGCAAUUCCCUGCUGCACCUGGCACUCCAGGCUGGCGAUGAAGAGAUGCUAAGGACACUGCUGGCCCACCUGGGCUCAGCUGCCCCUUACCUGCUCCGCCUGCCCAAUUUCCAUGGCCUCCUGCCUGUGCACUUGGCUGUGAAGGCAAAGAGUUUGGCCUGUCUGGACUUGCUGGUCAGGAAGGGAGCAGACGUGAAUGCGGUGGAGAGGCAGGGCGGGAGGACCCCGCUGCAUCUGGCUGUUGAGAUGGAGAACCUGAAUAUGGCCACCCACCUGGUGAAGAAGCUGGGAGCAGAUGUCAACAGACGGACUUUUGCCCACAAUACCCCCCUGCACUUGGCUGCCGGCCUGGGCUCCCCCACCCUCACCAAACUGCUCCUCAAAGCUG
Messenger RNA from Eurypyga helias (sunbittern), 596 nucleotides. Its product is annotated as nuclear factor NF-kappa-B p100 subunit-like. The transcript is spliced from 4 exons. The annotation marks the transcript as partial. NCBI's taxonomy places the organism in Eukaryota, Metazoa, Chordata, Aves, Eurypygiformes, Eurypygidae. The record is from RefSeq and is a predicted model, not a curated record. Gene Ontology annotation, molecular function: protein binding.